AUGUCACACCGCACAAACGUGCGGCUUGCGGAGAAGAAGAAGAAGGUGAUUGUUGGAGAGAAGAGAUCGGGGAUGGGAAUAAUAAAGAGCUGCUUCUCCUUCAUGACGGGUACAGCUUUCGGCGUUUACUUGGCCCAGAACUACAACGUCCCCAAUAUUCGGAAGCUCACUAAUACCAGUCUAGUCGUCGCCAAGCACAUCGAGGAGAAUUAUCGCAAGCCCAAAAAAGACGACGCCGAAUGA
Molecule: messenger RNA, 243 nt
Organism: Microthlaspi erraticum
Lineage: Eukaryota; Viridiplantae; Streptophyta; Magnoliopsida; Brassicales; Brassicaceae
Source: the annotation of a GenBank genome assembly